Messenger RNA from Anolis sagrei ordinatus, 1286 nucleotides. RefSeq names its product C-C chemokine receptor type 5-like. Gene Ontology annotation, biological process: positive regulation of cytosolic calcium ion concentration; G protein-coupled receptor signaling pathway; cell chemotaxis. Lineage: Eukaryota; Metazoa; Chordata; Lepidosauria; Squamata; Anolidae. Gene Ontology annotation, cellular component: membrane; external side of plasma membrane. Gene Ontology annotation, molecular function: C-C chemokine binding; C-C chemokine receptor activity. The record is from RefSeq and is a predicted model, not a curated record.
UGCAUCUAUUCCAAUCUUUACUACAAAAACUAGAUGCAAAGAACGAAGCUUUCAACAUCAUUUAUUAAACGUUCAUAAAUUGUUAUAGGAAACAAGAUGGACACUGCCACACACACAACAGUCGAUGACAUUCCCACCACCGAAUUUGACUAUGACUCAUCACCGUGCACAGAUACCAAAGGCCAGAAAUUUGCUUCCCAUUUUCUGCCAACACUUUACACUUUGGUACUCAUAUUUGGCAUGCUGGGUAAUGCACUAGUUGUGCUAAUCCUCAUCAGAUACAAGAAACUCAAGAGCAUGACUGACAUCUACUUGCUGAAUCUGGCCAUCUCUGACUUGCUUUUCGUGGUCUCGCUCCCAUUUUGGGCUUAUUCUGCAGCCAAUGAAUGGAUAUUUGAAGAUGCGAUGUGCAAAAUCCUUUCUGGGAUAUAUCUUAUAGGCUUCUAUAGUGGGAGCUUUUUCAUCAUUCUGUUGACCAUCGAUCGGUACUUAGCAAUAGUCCAUGCAGUUUUUGCAUUAAAAGUCAGGACGGUGGUCUAUGGCAUUGUCACAAGUGUUGUCACAUGGUGUGUGGCAAUAUUAGCCUCAAUACCAGGGUUCAUCUUUAACAAAUUACAACGAGAAGAUAACCGCUACAGAUGCACUCUCAAUUUUCCACAUGAAACACAUGCCAACUGGAAUCAGUUUCUGACACUGAAAAUAAACUUGAUUGGCCUGGUCUUCCCUAUGAUGGUGAUGAUCUUCUGCUACGCUCAGAUCAUAGUAACCCUGAUGAGACGCAGAAACGAUAAAAAGAACAAAGCAGUCAGGCUGAUUUUUAUCAUCAUGAUUAUUUAUUUUCUUUUCUGGGCCCCGUACAACAUUGUUCUCCUGCUCCAGACAUUCCAAACAUCAUUUCGUCUUGACAACUGUUAUGACUAUAGUAAUUUGGGGAUUGCGUUACAAGUGACCGAAAUAUUAGCAAUGGCCCAUUGUUGCAUUAACCCUGUGAUCUACGCUUUUGCUGGCGAGAAGUUCCGAAAAUAUACAUGUAUAUUUUUCCAGAAGCACAUUGCUUUUCCUCUGUCAAAACACUGCCGUUUUUUGUAUACAGAGCCUCUGGAACGUGCGAGUUCUACAUAUUCCCAUUCCACUGGAGAGCAAGACGUUUCAGCUGUGUUGUAAAGGAUGUCCAAAGAGAACUCAACCUGACUAAUACAGUUUUUCAUCUCUCGCUAUGUGUAGGACUCGGACUAUAAACAGUUGAGCCUUUAUAACAAUGCAGCUUUAAUUUUGGAGAACACCUU